GCCGUGCCCGAGCAGUGAGGACAGCACCUGCGGACAUGGAUUUGGUCCUGGAGGACAUCGAGGACCAGAAGCUGGAGGCAGCAGCAGACCCGGCAGGGAGCCAGGCUGGGGGGGAGCCGGAGGCGGUGGUGGACCCGGCAGGGAGCCAGGCCGGGGGGGAGCCAGGGGCACCGGCAGCCCCCCCCGCCCAGGGGCCCCCCCGCGCCCAGGGCCGCUACCUGCAGCUGCUGCAGAAGGACAGCCUGGAGCGCGUCCUGAGCCUCAUCUGCGACGUGCUGGAGGGGGCCCCCGGCGCCCUCCGAGCCGCCCCCCGAGCCGCCGCCACCGCCGCGCCGGGCGAGCCGCCCCCGGAGCACCCGGAGCCCGCGGGAGGGACGGGGGAGCCCGGCGCCGCGCUGAGCCCGAGCCCGGGCUGCUCCCUGCUGUCGCGCUCGGAGUGCUCGGAGCUGCUGCUGGCCGCCAGCCCCUGCUGCACCGCCGAGGGCACCGGCGUCGGGCAGCAGGACCGGGCCGCCGACGCCGCGACGGAGCAGAGCCAGGCGCCCGCCGAGGAGCCCGCGGAGGAGCCCGCCGAGGCGGCCGGGGAGCCCAGGGAUGCCUGGAGGGGGAAGGGGGACCCCCAGCCCGGCGCGGCCCAGCACCAGCCGCCGCUCUGGCCGGAGCCCCUGGACGCCGGGGCCCUCCAGAAGCUGCAGGAGGAGGUGCUGCGGCAGCCCCUCUUCUCCCGGGCCAGGAAGCUCUUCGACUCGUGGCUCCGCUCUGACGACAGCGCCCAGGUGCCGGCUCCGGUGCCCGAGGACAUGCUCAAUGAGCUCGUCGUAGCAGCCCUCCACAAAGCAUCCAGGACCCCCCCGCCACCGCGGGCGCCCAGCACGCCCGAGCACCCGCGCCCCGCGCCGCCGGACCUGCCCCCCUCCUUCCUCCAGCGGGUGAUCCAGAAGCUCGGGCUGAAGAUGCCGGGGAGGAGGGAAGCGCAGAAGCCCUAAGGCGGCUGCCAGGGAGCUGCCACCACCU
This is a messenger RNA of Dromaius novaehollandiae (emu), 1014 nucleotides long. RefSeq names its product large proline-rich protein BAG6-like. NCBI's taxonomy places the organism in Eukaryota, Metazoa, Chordata, Aves, Casuariiformes, Dromaiidae. The record is from RefSeq and is a predicted model, not a curated record. The transcript is spliced from 3 exons. Bases 36 to 986 code for a protein of 316 amino acids.